AUGCACGCAGCCAAAAAGCGUGCUGCUCCCCGAAUCGUCCUCCGGGUGAAUAUCAUCGAAGCUAAGGACCUGAAACCAAAGGACGUGAUCGGUACGAGCGAUCCGUAUUGUUUGCUGGGAAUCCAGGCAAACACCGGGAAGACAGCGCUGGAAGCUCUGCCCGUCAAGAAACAAAGCACGACGCGCGUGCUAAAAAGGGAAUUGAACCCGGUGUGGGACGAGUGGUUCCAGUUUGAAAUCAGGAACCUGAAAAACGAUCAUUUCCUGCUUGAUGUCUGGGACAAUGACCCGGAGCAGAGCUUGGCGGAUGCCGUUCUUAAUAUCGGUCAGAGUUCGAAUAUGGAAGACUUUCACCGCGGCAUCAAAGACAUAAGGAAAUGCUUGAAGAAAGGAGAAGAACUGGAUGACUUCCUUGGCCGGAUGAGUUGCGUAGUGAAAACUGUCCCGUCGGCUGGGGAAAGGGCGUGGUAUCAACUUGAGGGUCGCUCACACAAGUCGAAUGUUCAAGGUUUCGUGAGGAUUAGUUUUCGUCUGACAGCUGUCCAACCGAAUAUAAGCAUCAAAAAUGGAAGCAUCAAGGAAAUCCCUUCGAGCGAGAAUUGUCAAGAACAUAUUCUUAAAAAUGCAGACGUUGUCUCAGUGUUUAUCAAACACACUUUAAGCAGUAUCUAUCUUUCCGAGAAUAACAAGUGGAUUGGGUCGAUGGCCAAAGAACUUGUUAAUAUCAUCCAUCUCCAUGCAUUACAUCACGACAUGAGCGAAUUUCAGGAAGACGUCAGUUUGUGGAGAGCAUACACAGAGCAACACCACAAGAAAAGCAUGUGUCACUCGGCAAUGCUUUUUUACUUGGAACGUCUGAAAGUGUCGUGGGGUCAUGCGGAUCGCAAGAAAUUACAUAACGAAGAGAUUAUGAUAGUGCAAAAGUCUUUCCAUAUUUUUAUCAGCGACUGUUUGCAAAAUGUCCAGUUCUUUAGAGAGAGCGCCAAAGAUGGUCCGGAUUUUAACAAUUUGCUGAAAUGUUUAAACAUUCUCAACACAUUCGAUCUCGUUGGCCUUUGCUACCCAGUGGUCAACUUGAGCGGAGAGAUCGAGACGGCGCUGGUCAACGGGACAAAAGAAUGGUACGAGAAAGUGUUGGAAGACGUCGAACCGCCCACAAGUCUUCCCAAAGACGUAAUUCAAAGUCUAUUGAACUUGACUUUGAAUAUCAACGGCGAUUUAGUGAAGGCAAACUGUUAUUACAGAUCCAAAUUUCGGAUGGUGAAUAUCGAUUAUGAGCCGUUAAUCUAUCCGCUGAUUGAAAAGAGGCUCGUCAGCGAUAUUACGAAAGCGUUGGACAAACUUGGUAGCGGUGAUCGAGUUGGUUUCCGCGAGAUCAUCCAAUUUCGAAACAAUUGGAGAUACGACGAACAGCUUUGGACAACCCAUUUCAAACUCUACAUUGCUCUCAAGGAAGUCUCUUCCUAUUUCGAUAAGGUCCCCCUUAAGCAGAGAUAUUCACCGAAUCUUUCCAAAUACCACGAAUGGUUCCGUUUCCAGCUAGAACGUUGGAUGGUAAUGAGCCAUGAAAAAUCAUUGGCUGUCAUUAGAAAGGCGAUAGCCAUCGACGAAGCGGAAAGAGUGACAGACUUAACCGGUUUCACCUCGUCAGCAGUGGACGUUGGCGUGUGUCUCAACGAACUGUCCGAGAUGGUGUCCCAACUCGCUUGGCCCAACUUAUGCGAGUGGUACGCCAUCGGCACCUUGGUUAUGGCUAUGAUCUCAGAUGGGGCCAAACUUUACGCCAAACUCAUUUACGAAAAGCUUCAAGAAGUCAAAUUCUACGAUGAGGACGGCCAGUUCGAUGUCUCCAAUCAGCUGUGUCGAAUUAUCAAUAGUAUUGAACAGGUACGCUUGUCGCUUUCGCCGCAGUUUGAAAAGCUAGAGAGCUUGAGGCCGUCGACCGAUUCCUUGCUUAACGUUAAUGACGCCGAAAGAAUCGCGUUUCUAGCUGACAUCCGGGAUCAAAUCCUCGCCGACGCCAAUUCGACUAUUCUGAGCAUUAUCCUAAUGGUCAUGACGGCUGUUGCCAAACAAAUGCAGAAAGACCUCAAGGAGCAAAUGAAUGCAGUUUGCUCGGUGUAUCUUGAGCAGGUAUCCAGGGAGCAAGCAUUUGAGAAGCUGAACUCCUACCUUGAAACGAAUUUUGGUAUCUUACACAAGAAUCUCAUGACGUCGAUUAAAGAUCAAGCCUUUUUCGAAUGGGUGGAAGAUGUGUUGGAGCGAGUAGAAGCCAUUUUUUAUGCCGAUGGCAACGGACUUACCUGGAAUGCAAUGGAGACAAAAGCCUUUCUUGAAGUGAAAAAUGAGGUCUUGCUUCGUGGAGAAAUGGCAGGGUUAGAAGAAGCGAACAACAAAAGCACAUGUCUUUGCUGUUCUUAA
Molecule: messenger RNA, 2421 nt
Organism: Acanthosepion pharaonis
Lineage: Eukaryota; Metazoa; Mollusca; Cephalopoda; Sepiida; Sepiidae
Source: the annotation of a GenBank genome assembly